Molecule: messenger RNA, 2022 nt
Organism: Gossypium raimondii (Peruvian cotton)
Lineage: Eukaryota; Viridiplantae; Streptophyta; Magnoliopsida; Malvales; Malvaceae
Product: mitogen-activated protein kinase 7
Exons: 2
Coding region: 644-1750 (368 amino acids)
Biological process (GO): protein phosphorylation; intracellular signal transduction
Cellular component (GO): nucleus; cytoplasm
Molecular function (GO): MAP kinase activity; ATP binding
Source: RefSeq, a predicted model, not a curated record
GUAAAUAACAUAAAGAUAGAAGCUUCAACAUUCAAGUUAGUGCGUGGCAAAGCAACCCAACCUGCAAAUUUUCCUUCUUUUUCAAAGAUUAGUUGUCCAUGAAGAUAUAAUAUUAUAUAUAUAUAUACAUAUCUCUCUUAAGACCCCAACGACCAAAACAGUACGUAGUUGUCGUUUACAUCUUAAGGGAAAUCGCCCCUUCACUUUCCCUUUACAUCAUCUCUAUCUAUAUAUAUCUUUUUCUUUUCUCUUUGGUCUGACCAUAAACUUUGAAUCAGAUCAAAAUCAAAUCUUUUGUUUUAGAUAAGAACUUUGCUUAAAGACCAGAUUUUUAUUUUUGGAACACAAAUAAAGGGUCUUUCUUUUUUUCUCUUUUUUACAGUGGGGUUGUGUUUGUGUUUGUGAAUUUGGAGUUGGUUUAGAGGCUGAAGAAAAGGUUACUAAAGAAAAUUGGGUGUUUUUGAGGGAGAGAAAUGGAGGGGAAAGUUUGUGAUUUUACAGUGUUCUGAUAGAUUGAAGAAAAGGAUAUCCAAAAAAGUUUGAUUUUUUAAUGAAAGAUCAAAGGUGCAAGUAAGAAUUGAUUCCAAACCCCUUUCUAUAUCUUUUUCGUUUCAUUUUCCUAGAAAAUUUUCAGAGAGAAAAUAUGGCAACGCUUGUGGAGCCACCAAAUGGGGUGAAACCAAGAGGUAAACAUUACUAUUCAAUGUGGCAAACCCUUUUUGAGAUUGAUACAAAGUAUGUACCAAUCAAACCAAUAGGGAGAGGUGCAUAUGGCAUAGUUUGUUCAUCCAUCAAUAGAGAAACCAAUGAGAAAGUAGCCAUAAAAAAGAUUCAUAAUGUGUUUGAGAAUCGUGUUGAUGCAUUGAGAACAUUGAGGGAAUUGAAGCUUUUAAGACAUAUCCACCAUGAGAAUGUUAUUGCUUUGAAAGAUGUGAUGAUGCCUAUUCAUAGAGCUAGUUUUAAUGAUGUUUAUUUGGUGUAUGAGUUGAUGGAUACUGAUUUGCAUCAGAUUAUUAAGUCUCCUCAACCUCUUUCUAAUGAUCAUUGCAAGUACUUCAUUUUCCAGUUACUACGAGGGCUGAAGUACCUGCACUCGGCGAACAUCCUUCAUCGAGACUUGAAACCUGGGAACCUCCUUGUUAAUGCUAAUUGUGACUUGAAGAUAUGCGAUUUCGGGCUGGCACGAACCAGUAGAGGCAACGAACAAUUCAUGACCGAGUAUGUUGUCACUCGUUGGUACCGUGCACCGGAGCUCCUACUCUGUUGUGAUAAUUACGGGACUUCCAUUGAUGUUUGGUCGGUCGGAUGCAUUUUUGCUGAGAUUCUUGGUCGGAAACCUAUCUUCCCCGGGACGGAAUGUCUCAACCAGCUUAAGCUAAUCAUUAAUGUCCUCGGAAGCCAACAAGAGGCUGAUCUUGCAUUUAUUGAUAACCCGAAAGCCAGAAGGUAUAUCAAGUCACUUCCGUAUUCGAGGGGCAUCCAUUUUUCUCACUUAUACCCUCAUGCGGAUCCAUUAGCCAUAGAUUUGUUACAAAGGAUGCUCGUUUUCGAUCCGUCUAAGAGGAUUACUGUCAUGGAAGCACUGCUACAUCCUUAUAUGUCAGGAUUAUAUGAUCCAAGACGCAAUCCACCUGCACAAGUACCGAUCAAUCUUGACAUAGAUGAGAACAUGGGAGAACACAUGAUUCGAGAGAUGGUGUGGAUCGAGAUGCUUCACUACCAUCCUGAGGUUCUUUCUGCAAAUGCUUAGAUGAUAUUGUUUUAUUGAUGCUCGGUUCUACGGCUGUGUUACAGUAUGCUUUUGGAGCCGGUAUUAUUGUAUGACCUAGAAGAACACUAUUGAGAGUUAUAUGCCUUGGAACUUGGCAAUUAUACCAAGAUUUUGUUUACCUUUGACACUCUUGUUUAUUAGCUUUGGGUUAUUUAUGGCAGAAUUUGGCAGUGUAACUUGUAAUAUAUGCAUAUAUUUUAGUUACAUUUACUUCAAAUAUAUCAAUUACAAUGCUGCUAUGUUCUCACUAA